AGGAGAAAGAGAGGGAGAGAGCGCAGGCUGGGGGGAUGUGUAAAAGAAGAAGCGUUGCUAAUUUUUUUUGUUUGUUUGCUUUUCCAUGCAUGCAUAAUGAGGCCUAAUCAGAGCACGUUGCUGCUGCUCGGAGGGCACUUUUGUAUUUAAAGCCUUGCAAAGAAAAAAAGAUCCACAGACGGAUCCGCAGAGCAGCUUGCAGGGUUUGUUGACAACAGAAGCAGCAUCAGUCGCCCAGAGAAAGAGACCCUGAAGGCUGCCUCUUCUCCUUCCCCCGUGCUAUUUUCUUGCUAGCAGGGAGAGACAUUUCUCCUCCCCGCCACCCGAAAGUGCAACCCGUACCGAGAGGGAGCGAGCGGAGCCGGGACGGUGAAUGGGAUCGGAGCGGCUGGCAUGUGCAGAGAUGCCGCGAGCGGAGAGUUAAAAGCUCCCGAGGAGGAGGCGGCGGCGGCAGCGGCAGCAGCAGCUGGGCAUUUAUUUUGUGCAAAAAAAAGAAAAGAAAAAAAAAAGAGCAACGGAACGGCAUGAGGAGCAGGACAGCACCAUGAGCUCUCCCGGAGCAGCCUGCAAGUCCCCGAGCGCACUCCGGGGCCGCUCUCCUCCGAGCCCCCGUUUGCACUGAUUCCCCCCGGCCUCUCCGGGCGCCUUCGCCGCCGUCGCCAAGCCGGGAGCAGCGGGUGGGGGGCACGGGACGGCCCCGGGCGCCUGCUUCGUACCGCGGCCCCGCCGGUUUCAGCUCCCGGGUGGGCUGGAGUGCCCCCGAGCCGGCGCGGAUGGAUUGAUGCGAGGAGACCCGAUGCACACGGCCGGCGGGAGUUCUGCAAACUUUUCCACGGGCGGCAGCUCCUUCUCGUCCUCCUCCUCCUCCUCCUUCUCCUCCUCGUCCUCCUCCUCGUCGACCAGCGCCUCUCCCCUGCUCGCCUGCGGCGGCAGCAGCCGCCGCCGCCGCCCGCGAUGGUGGCCCGCUCGCCCGCUCGGCACGGAGGCGGCGGCGGGGGCCGCUGGCCGCGGCCGGCCGCCUGGCUGUGGCUGGCGGCGGCGCUGGGCGCCCUGUGGCCGCCGCGGGGCUCGCUGGUGCAGGGCCGGCGGCUGAUCUGCUGGCAGGCGGUGCUGCAGUGUCAGGGGGAGCCCGAGUGCAGCUACGCUUACAACCAGUACGCCGAGGCGUGCGCCCCGGUGCUCCUGCAGCAGCCGCCGGCGGGAGGCGGCGGGGACGGGCCGGCGGCCGCUGCAGGCUCCGCCGCCUCCUCCAGGCGGCGGUGCCCCAGUCACUGCAUCGCGGCCCUCAUCCAGCUCAACCACACCCGGCGCGGCCCGGCGCUGGAGGACUGCGACUGCGCGCAGGACGAGAACUGCCGCGCCACCAAGCGCGCCAUCGAGCCCUGUCUGCCCCGCACCAGCAGCCCGGCGGCCGGAGGGCCCGGCGGCCCCGGCGGCGGGCCCGGCGGCGGCCCCGGCGGCGGCCCCGGCGGCCCCGGCGGCGGCCCCGGCGUCAUGGGCUGCACGGAGGCGCGCCGGCGCUGCGACUGGGACAGCCGCUGCAGCCUGGCGCUCAAUCGCUACAUGACCUACUGCGGGAAGCUCUUCAACGGGCUGCGCUGCACGCCGGAGUGCCGCGCCGUCAUCGAGGACAUGCUGGCCGUGCCCAAGGCCGUGCUGCUCAACGACUGCGUCUGCGACGGGCUGGAGCGGCCCAUCUGCGAGUCGGUCAAGGAGAACAUGGCCCGCCUCUGCUUCGGCGCGGACAUGGGCGGCAACGGCGCCGGCAGCAGCGGCGGCUCGGACGGCGGCCUGGAGGAGUACUACGACGAGGACUACGAGGAGGAGCCGAGCCAGAAGGGGAGGGACGACGCGGAGGACAAUGCGGGCUCCGAGCCCGGCUUCCCCGUGCAGGCGGACAGCGCCGGCCGGCCCGCCGCCGCCGCGGCCUGGCCGCUGCUGGCCUCCAUCUUGCUGCCGCUGCUGCCGCGGCUCUAGCGUCUCUCCCUGCCGCCCGCCCGCCCUCCCUCUGCGCCGGGCCGCGCCGGGCCGCCGCUGGCCUCCUCGCCGUCCCGCCGGCGGCGGCAGGGGGGCCCGGCCGGCGGGGCCCCUCCGCCCGGCGCGGUUUUAAACGCCCGUCAGGCCGUGCGCUCGUGUCCGCCGCGUCUCCCCGCGGGCUGAGGUCCCCACGCCGCCGCCGCCUCCGCCGCCUCCGCCGCCCCCUUCCCCCGGCCUGGCCUAGCCUGGCGUCCCCGGCAGCCUUGGGCUGGCGAAGCCCCCGCGGCCUUGCCAGCCGGCCGGCGGGGGCGGUGGCGGUGGCCGGAGCGGAGCGGAGCCGCCGCGGGCCGCUCGUGUUUUCGAGUGUUGGUCUCGAGUGCGCGCUAUGCAAUUGCUGCCACCCUGCCUUCCUGUUAGCAGCGAGCUAGCGGACGGGCUAAGCCAGAGACUGCUAGCCAGGCUGGGGCGGGCUGCCCGCUGCCGCCAGCCGCCCCCGGAGGAAGGAGCCAGGAGUCGUGGUGUGCUGGCAGUGGCUUUUUUUUUAAGCGUUUUGACAUGAAGCUUGGGAAGAGCUCGCCAGAGGUACCCAAACUUGCUGCCAAAGCUGUUGCCGUUACUGGUUGGUUAGUCAACAACUUGAUUGUCAUUCGCCGGGUCUUGCUCUUCACGAUGCAGUGGUGCCCGAAAGGGGGUUAUGCCGCAUCUGCCCUCAAUUACAUUUAAGGAAAUAGCAGACUGAAUAAAUGCUGUGGUUUACAGCACUCCCUCUUGCACACACAUCUUCCCUAUAACAAAAGCCUGCCAGCAGCCGUCUCUUCCUCCUUAACCUAGUGACAUAAAAAAGAUCUUUUUUUUUUUUUUCCAGAGUUGUUGGCUAUACUGAACAAUGCAACUUUUGUUUUAAAAGAGCUCUGCACUGCCAUCUUUGAAAGACACUUUUAAACUCGAGAACAUAUAUGUACAAAUAUCCUGAAAAGUUAUAUUGCCUCUCAUCGUAUCAGGGUGCUGACCUCUGGUAAAUCUUAUAUAAAAAAUGUAUUUAAAACUGGGAUUUGUUACCAGUUGCUCUGCUUUGUAUAUAGAAUUUUAUAAAUUGUAUGCUUUGGGAAUAAUUUAUUUAAAAAAAAAAUAAUAAAGGUUUUAAAUCCACAUCCUAUUUGCCAGAUAAUUGCAUUUGCUGUUCUUUUCUGGAAAGGUACAGAUUUCAUUUUAUGUUUAAAAGGGAUACCAGCAACAGUGAUUCAGUGAAGUAUUCUCUAGAACAUCAAAUGUACAGUGUAUUUUACAGAUUGGAAGUUAACUUUCUUAUUUGGAGAGACUUUAUGAACAUUGUAGAAUUGUAUAAAUGCAUUUCUGAGCUGCCUUAAACCUUGUAUUUUUUUCUAGGAGGCAUAAAGAAGGCCUGUGUGUUAAAUAUGUAUGGCUUUUUGUAUUUUCUAAAUGUGUAAAUUAGUAAAGAAAGAGCUUUAAAUAA
Molecule: messenger RNA, 3451 nt
Organism: Harpia harpyja (harpy eagle)
Lineage: Eukaryota; Metazoa; Chordata; Aves; Accipitriformes; Accipitridae
Gene: GAS1
Product: growth arrest specific 1
Exons: 1
Coding region: 955-1977 (340 amino acids)
Biological process (GO): negative regulation of mitotic cell cycle
Source: RefSeq, a predicted model, not a curated record